Molecule: messenger RNA, 4196 nt
Organism: Boleophthalmus pectinirostris (great blue-spotted mudskipper)
Lineage: Eukaryota; Metazoa; Chordata; Actinopteri; Gobiiformes; Gobiidae
Gene: nod1
Product: nucleotide-binding oligomerization domain containing 1
Exons: 12
Coding region: 104-2929 (941 amino acids)
Biological process (GO): regulation of apoptotic process
Molecular function (GO): protein binding
Source: RefSeq, a predicted model, not a curated record
CUGAAACAGCGAUCCCGCUAGAGCAGGAGUGCGCGUGAGGACGAGUCAGCGAGUACAGGUAUUGACUUUUGACGCGGGGACAAUGAUCUGACUCACCGCAAACAUGGGUCAACUUGGAGAGGAGAAGCCGUCUUGCCGCAGCCUCCUGACCUACCACCGGGAGACGCUGGUCUCCAAACUCAGGAGUAUCCAGUGUGUUCUGGACAAUCUGCUCAGCUCAGAAUUCCUUUGUGAAGAAGAAGUUGAGGCCGUACAGCUCACAGACACCAAACCCAACCAGGUGCGUAAACUCCUGGAGCUGGUGCAGUGCAAGGGGGAGCAGGCCUGUGACUAUUUCAUCAACAUCAUUUACACAGUGGGAGAUGCCUACAUCGACCUGCAGCCAUGGCUCAAAGAAAUCAACUAUGUCCCCAGUAAAGAUGUGUCUGUUCUGAGAGUCGAGAAUACAGACCCCAUCAGCAGAUACAGCGGCAAACAGAGGAGAGAGAUUGGCCGUGACACCAGCUUCAUCAUGUCAUACGGUCAAAGGGAAGAAACUCGCCUGGAGGAGCUCUACACAGACACCCAAAUGGAACUAUUUAACGACACCAAUGAGAGCCUGGGGUUUUUAGAUGCUUUAGAUCAACUCCUCACCGACCACGCCGUCUUCAAUCCCGAAGGAGAAACCAUCUAUGUAGUCGGUGACGCUGGUGUGGGCAAAUCCAUUCUUCUCCAAAAGCUGCAAAACCUGUGGUCGAAGAAGGAGCUAGUUACAGAUGCCAUUUUCUUGUUUAAGUUUCGAUGUAGGAUGUUUAGCACUUUUAAAGACUCUGAACAGAUCUCCCUUAGAGACUUGUUGUUCAAAUACAACUGCUACCCCGAUGUUGACCCAGACAAUGAGGUGUUUGACUAUAUUAUACGGUUCCCUCAUAAAGUCCUCUUCACUUUUGAUGGAUAUGAUGAAAUUCAAGAUGAUCUGGACCGUUAUUCUGUUCCAGAAGUGGCCUCCCCAGAUGAAAGAGCCCACCCAUUGCAACUGCUUACAAGUUUACUCUCUGGCAGACUACUUCAAGGCUCCCAGAAGGUACUCACAGCAAGAACAGGUAUCGAAAUGCAACAGAAAGUAGUCAAAAAGAAAGUCAUUUUACGCGGAUUCUCGCCAUUGCACCUCAAAACCUACAUUCAACUUCAUUUUAAGGACCAAAACCAAAAAGAGCGUGUUGAAACCCAGUUAGACGCUAGCCCUCAUCUGUGCGGUCUUUGCUCCACGCCGCUCUUUUGCUGGAUUGUUUUCAAAAGCUUUACACAUCUGCACACCAUGCACGAUAGCUUUGAGCUACCAGAUUCUUGCGUAACACUGACGGACAUCUUUCUCCUUUUAUGCGAGAUGUUUCUGACCCGUUCAGCUCCGCCGCCUUCGUCCAUUCAAAGACGAAAUGUUCGUUGCGCAGCCGAAACUUUCAUAUCAGGGCUAAAACCACUUGCAGGAUUUGCCAAACUAGCUCUACAAGGGUUUGAUAAAGGCAGUUUCUAUUUUAGCCAGGAGGAGUUGAGGGCUUGUGGGUUAACCGAGGAAGAUGAGGCAUUGGGGUUUCUACGAUCUGUUAGUGAAUAUGAAAAUACAGAAAAUCCAGCAACUUUUGAGUUCCUGCAUUUGACUUUACAAUCUUUCCUUGCUGCGUUUGGACUAGUUUGCGAUAUAGAUGCGUCCCUAAACACUAUUUUAAAAUUCUUCGCAGAGUGUAGCAGGAAGAAAAAAUCAUCAUGCCUUCCUUGUGACUUUUUUCAUAAUCUUUCCCCAAAGCCAAAAGAUAUCAAAGGAUCCCCCACAAAUGACCAUCUACAGUUCACAAAUUUAUUCCUGUGCGGUUUGCUGUCAAAAUCAAAAACUAGCCUCAUGGAGCAACUUGUACCUCCAAAAAUGUUAAAGAAAAAGCAAGCUCUUCUCAAAUCCUACCUGUCAACUAGUGUUAAGUCUCAUAUUCACGGAUUACCUGUUCAUGAGACUGAUGAAGGGAAGAAAGUUCACGUUUUGCCCAACUUUUUGUGGAUGCUGAGGUGCAUAUAUGAGACAGGGAGUAAAGACAUAGCUAAAAUGACAGCCAAAGGUAUCACAGCUGGGUUUAUCAAGCUGGGGUAUUGUAACGUUUAUUCAGGAGACUGUACAGCUCUGAACUUUGUGUUGCAACAUCGACGCAAGCUGCUCGGUUUGGACAUGGACAAUAAUAACAUCAGUGACUAUGGGGUGAAGCAACUCCAACCGUCUCUGUCUAAGAUGACUAUAGUUAGAUUUUGUGUUAAUAAUCUAUCAGACAGCAGCAUUGAGGUGCUCGCAGAGGAGCUGUGCAAGCACAAACUUGUGGAAGUGUUGGGACUGUAUAACAAUAACAUAACUGAUGCUGGGGCAAAACGUGUGGCCAGAAUAAUUGAGGAAUGCCCCAAGCUGCGGACUGUUAAAGCUGGUAAAAACAAGAUCACACCAGUGGGGGCGAGAUAUUUGGCUGAUGCAAUAAAGAAAAGUACAUCCAUAUUUGAUGUGGGCAUGUGGGGAAACACUAUUGGAGAUGAAGGAGCCUUUGCCUUUGCUGAAGCUUUGAGACACCAUCCCAGUUUAACCAACCUUAGUCUGUCAGCCAAUUGCAUCUCUUCAGAGGGAGGAAAGAGUCUGGCCUCAGCUCUUAAAGACAACAGCACCCUCAGGAUCUUCUGGCUGGUGCAGAAUGAUUUAUCAGAUGACUGUGCCCCACACUUGGCUGAGCUGGUGCGUGCCAAUACUGGACUCAAACACCUCUGGUUAAUCAACAACAAGUUCACUGUGGAGGGGAUCCAAAAACUGGCAGAAGCACUUCCUGAAAAUGAACACCUUAAAGAAAUCUGUGUGAAGGGAAACCUACUGACUCCAGCAGAAGAGGAACAGUUUGCUGAGGAGAAAAGACUGCGAUUUCACUGAAAGGGAAUUGUCCUUUGCAGUUACCAUGACUACAUAGCCCCAACUGGGAACUGCAAGCUUCACUUUGCACCCAACUGUUCACUUGUACAUUUUCUGUAGAAACAUGCCAACUAUGAGGAAGUGAACUGAAAAUUGAUGACUUCCUCAAUAAUUAUGUUAAAAUGUGACUGUUACAAGUCUGGGGCAGUGGUUAGUAUCCCCAUAUGUUACAAUGGGUUGCAUCAUCCAAAUAUAUUAAUGUGAAUCAGGCCUGUCACGAUAAAACUGAAACUACUUUAUGACACUGUUAGAUUUAAAAUUAAGCAAGAUAAUCCCAUUUUAAAUAGACAGUAUCAUAAAAAGACAUAAGCUGCAACAAAUAUCUGAAUGAAUGAAUGAAUGAAUAUGAUAUAAUUAGCCAUAGAAGUAAUUUUUUAAACCCUCUACAGCCCAAAUAUUCUCAUAGUUCAACAAAAAUAAAAUAAAUCUUCCCACUAUUGCAAAGAAAUUAAACACACAAUAAAUAUUGAACCCCAAAAUAUAUUGUUUUAGACUUCAUAUAUUUAUUUAUUGAACGAUAUGUUGAUAUAGUAAUUAUUGUGACAGGCUUAAUGUCAGAUGUACUUAAUGCUGUAUGGGUCCACCUAUAGCUGUCAACACUGUGGUAUUCUUAGUGCAGUUUCAAAAGUGAGUUUUGAGUCCGGUUAGAGAUGUUUUUUUAACUCUCAGUUCCUUUUUUUUUUUUUGCUUUUUUGCACAUGUGCUAUGUUUGUGUUAGGAUUUUGAGUAUAAAAUAGAUUGAUGGAAAUGGCUCCUUUGAGAAAUACAAUGUUUUUGAGAUAACUGGCCCCCAUAUACAUCACUCCUGAGAUUUGAGAGAAUCUGGUGCUGCCAGAUUGGACUUCAGACUCCACUGAGAUUUAAUGUGUUUUCAUAUGUCAUGCCAAGUGUAUUUUGGGUCUAAAAAUGUAUUAGUUAUUUAUAUCACAGUUUUUUGUAUUCUUUACUGGGUUUACUCCUUUUUUUGGUAUUUUACACUUACUCCAUAUUUUUGAUGAAAAACUACUGUUAUAAGGUAAACCACAUAUCAUUAAGUGUGAUUGAUAUGGGAUACAUUGUGUGUCUUAUGUGGGUACAUGGAUGUAAACUAUUUAGAGGCAAAAAGUUCCUUCAGGAAAAGUCAUGCUAUUAGAGAGUGAUUCUGUUGUAUUAAUUGUCACUGUUACUCAGGCAAAGAUGUUGUGCUUUGGAACAAUGUCUGAAAGUAUAAUACAUUUUUGUAUUGCAA